Molecule: messenger RNA, 1627 nt
Organism: Photinus pyralis (common eastern firefly)
Lineage: Eukaryota; Metazoa; Arthropoda; Insecta; Coleoptera; Lampyridae
Product: endosome-associated-trafficking regulator 1
Exons: 6
Coding region: 114-1352 (412 amino acids)
Biological process (GO): positive regulation of protein localization to cilium; regulation of cytokinesis; positive regulation of cilium assembly
Cellular component (GO): centrosome; early endosome; midbody
Source: RefSeq, a predicted model, not a curated record
GAAUGCAGUUGUGGCUACCUUCACCCAAAACAUUGACCAAUAAAACUACAAAAAUAUUUUGUGACAAACAUGUCAAAUUUUUGAUAUUUAUUUAACUUGAUGUAUUAUUUAUUAUGGCCGAAGGUGAUAAUUUCCCAAACGACCGGCAUAGCAGGCACUUGCAAGAGUCAGCAGAUUCAGACCACUCCGAUUCCGAAUCGAUGCGAUUAGAUUUAGGAAUAAACCAUUCGCCGAGCUAUGUAAAUGGAGCUGGCACCUCGAAUGUAAAUGAAACUCCAAAGAGAGAGGACAACCCAUUUUCUUUUAAACAUUUUUUACGUAGCGAUGUAAAUAACUAUCAAAAUCAAGGCGCGAGGCCUAAGGUGUAUUGCGAUGGGCGUCCCAUAUCUUCAAUAUCAGAUCUUAACCUACACAAAUCUAACGCUAAACAAAUGAGAAUCGUACCGGAGUUUUCGUCGGCUUUGCCGGACUUUGUUCAAGAUCAUUUAGUAGUAGAGCAGUGCUAUUCGGAGGAUACGAAUAAUUUUAAUUUAGAUUUAAACAAUUUACCCGACUUUGCCGUACCGCACGGACACUGCAGCCAUUUAAACGGGGAAUCAAGUCGAAGUACAGGUAGACACGUUAAAAAUGUACCUUUGGAUUUACCCGUGCGACCGUCGGUCGGUUUUCCUCUAGAUUUACCUAUUGCUGAUCAUCAACCUGCCGGAUCUAGGAGCUGUCCUACUUCGGUCGAGGUGGCCGGGUCAAAAAGUUUGCCCGACUUCUUAACGGAUGGCGCUGUGCGUUCGCAAGGAAGUGACGACAAUCAAAUAAACCACAGUCCCGAAUCCGAGAUAGAUAGGUUGCGCGUAGAGGUAGAGUCCUAUAGGCAGCAGUUGGCCGAACAAAAUAGGCGCGUUGAGCAGUUACAGCUUCAGUUAGAUGCAGCUAGGAAUAAGGAGCAGGAGUAUACCAAAAAUCUCGUCAAGGCACUCGAGCAUGUCGAAGAGAGUUUGGAUAGAAGUAAUCAAAGGGCAGCCUCAGCGGAAAGUAUUAUAGCAAAAUUGAGACAAGAAAUUAGGUCAUUAAAGGGCGAGAUUAAUCGGUUACGUGACGAAAACGGAUCUUUACGAAAUAAGCAAGGGAGUACCUCACGACCGAAUACGAUGGCAGCAUCGAACGAUUCUCAAUCCCAAAGAUUAUCUCAGGAAUUAAGAGCCUCGGCAAAUACAGCUGAGAAUUCUUUAAGGCAGUUGCUAGUGGGAGUCGAUAAUUUAAGAAUGAUCGCCGCUACUCUCGAAAAUAUGAACCGAAUCGAAGAAAGAACUGAAAGCUUCUCCGAUAUAGAGGACGACGCUGGACCUGCGCUGUAAAAUUUUUAUACAUUUUUUGUAUAUGAAAAAAUUGUAAAUAUGUUAGUGCGCGAGUUGGUUUUAUAAUUUUUAGGUUGUGUAUAUGUGAUUGUUUAAUGUAAGCGAAACCCCGGUUUAUUUCUUUUUAGUGUAUUUAAUGCUUUUACCCAAGUCAUCACGAAGAUUAUUUAUUUUAUGUUCAACAUUUUCAAACUAAGUUAACUAAGUUGUGAUCUGCCAUAGCUGUGUUACGAACCCAGACAUCUAAGCACUGAAAUUAUAUAUUAUAAAAAUGA